Messenger RNA from Mastomys coucha (southern multimammate mouse), 918 nucleotides. RefSeq names its product gastrin (gene Gast). Gene Ontology annotation, molecular function: hormone activity. The coding region runs from base 289 to 594 and encodes 101 amino acids. The record is from RefSeq and is a predicted model, not a curated record. The transcript has 3 exons. Gene Ontology annotation, cellular component: extracellular region. Lineage: Eukaryota; Metazoa; Chordata; Mammalia; Rodentia; Muridae.
AGGGAGUCUGUCUCCUGUCUGUACCCUCCAUUUCAGCCCUUCCCUUUCCUCAUUUCCCCAUUUGAAUGAAUAACUAAUUGAUCGACUGCUCAGUGACAGGGUGGGGCAGAGUGACAGGUUGUACCUACACCCCACGCCUAUUUCUCUUGCUGUGGGGAGUCUGGCCUCACCUGAAAGGAAGAUUUAGGAGGAACCUCGAGGGCUUUAUAAGGCAAGCCUGGAGCAGAAUGCAGAGCAGAGCUGACCCAGUGCCACCACAGCCAACCAUUCCCCAGCUCUGCGGACACGAUGUCUCGACUAUGUGUGUGCAUGCUGGUCUUAGUGCUGGCUCUAGCUACCCUCGCUGAAGCUUCUUGGAAGCCCCACUCCCAGCUACAGGAUGCAUCCUCUGGACCAGGGACCCAUGGGGGCCUGGAACAGCACCAGCUGGGACCAGCCUCUCACCAUCGAAGGCAGCUGGGGCCCCAGGGUCCUCAACACUUCAUAGCAGACCUGUCCAAGAAGCAGAGGCCACGAAUGGAGGAAGAAGAAGAGGCCUAUGGAUGGAUGGACUUUGGCCGCCGCAGCGCUGAGGAAGAAGAUCAAUAUAACUAGCAACACUCUUCCAGAACCCAACCAUCUCCAGCCACCCCCAGCUCAGUCCUUACAAACAUAUUAAAAAUAAACUAGCUUCCAAUGUAUCCCUGAGUCACGUCAUGGGCUUGAGUGGAGAGGGGUUGAGGCAGGAGGGAGAGCUGAGUAUACACCUUAGAGGCAGACCUGAGAGUAGCCCUGAUCAAGAAUCUACCUGGCUGUGCCUGGAUUGACAGAGCUUAAGCAGUUAAGCUUACUGCUCUUUCAGAGGAUUCUGGUUCCGUUCCCACCACCCAUACUGGGUGGCUCACAGCUGCCUAUAAGUUCAGUUAGAGGGAAUCCAAC